AUGAGGAAGCGGCACGUUUUUGGUGUAAUUUUUAAUCGGUUUAGAAUAGUUUCUCGGUGCUUGCAACAUUCUUUCGUGACGAUGGAUAAAACGUUCAAAUUGAGUACCGGUUACAGCAUUCCACUGAUUGGUUUUGGCACCUUCCAAAUCCACGGUCAGGAGCUAAUUUACCAAGUGCUGGAUUAUGCUCUGGGCUCCGGCUACCGACACAUUGAUACUGCGAUCGUUUAUCGCAACGAAGAAUACAUUGGCAGUGCGCUGAAAACGUUGCUACCGAAGUACAAUUUGAAGCGUGAAGACAUCUUUAUCACUUCAAAGUUGAUUUCGCAAGCGGGAAAGGAUGAAGGAUUUGUGGAACAAAUGGUGCGAAAGUCGCUAGUCAACUUGCAAACCGAUUAUCUGGACCUGUAUCUUAUCCACUGGCCCGGUGUUAGCGGCAUGCAAGUAACCCAUCCGGAUAACGUAAAGUACCGGAAGGCAACCUGGAAUGCACUGUGCAAGAUGCAGCGUGAAGGAUGUCUCCGAUCGAUCGGUGUAUCAAACUAUACCGUGAAACAUUUGAAGGAGAUGAUGGCGGAUUGCAAUGGGAUCGUCCCAGCGGUUAAUCAGGUUGAGUGGCACCCGUAUUACUAUCAACCGGAAUUACUCGAAUUUUGCCGCAAACAGGGGAUCUUCCUGCAGGCAUACUCUUCUCUCGGAUCGUCCAAUACCAGCGAACUGAGAAACGACGUGACCGUAAAAUCUGUGGCUAGUGGUCUGCAGAAGACAAGCGCCCAAGUUUUAUUGCGUUGGGCAAUUCAGCAGGAUAUUGGGAUUCUCCCGAAAGCUCGCUCACGGGAACGUAUCGAGGAGAAUGUGGCACUGGAUUUUGAAAUACCGGUUAAAGAGAUGAAGCAGUUGAACGAGUUGCGGGACAGUGUUGGUCAUAAGUUUGCCUGGAAUCCGGAAACGGUCGUGUAG
Anopheles marshallii is the source of this 960-nucleotide messenger RNA. RefSeq names its product glyoxal reductase-like. NCBI's taxonomy places the organism in Eukaryota, Metazoa, Arthropoda, Insecta, Diptera, Culicidae. The record is from RefSeq and is a predicted model, not a curated record. Bases 1 to 960 code for a protein of 319 amino acids. The transcript is spliced from 6 exons. Gene Ontology annotation, molecular function: oxidoreductase activity.